Ixodes scapularis (black-legged tick) is the source of this 492-nucleotide messenger RNA. RefSeq lists its product as uncharacterized. The transcript is spliced from 7 exons. NCBI's taxonomy places the organism in Eukaryota, Metazoa, Arthropoda, Arachnida, Ixodida, Ixodidae. The coding region runs from base 1 to 492 and encodes 163 amino acids. The record is from RefSeq and is a predicted model, not a curated record.
AUGCCGCCGUUCUUCUGCGUAGCUGAGAACUGUGGUAACGACAGGAUCAACAGCGACAUGCUGAUCAACAAGUUUCUGAGCGACGAGAAACUUUGUGCCACGUCGGAAACAAUGUCUGUCGUUUCCGACGCAGAACCCCAAGAUUACAUUGAGUGGGACGAGGAGCCUGGCAGCCAUCUUGUACCUGUGAAGCCAGAGCUGGAUUACCGUGAGGAAUACCGGGAACCUAUCAGCCCAGUGCUGCCUCUUACAAAACAUUACACAGAUGUGACAAGGGUUACAUUCCACUUGAUUACGGAGCCGCGGUCCGAAGAGAACCGGGAACGUGACAUCACAGCAGCUGCCGUUAAGACUGAGCCACAAGAUCCCAGGGAAGUCGGCGCCGAGGCAGUUUUUGCUGGGACAGGGCACCUGUAUACACCAUCCUACACCAGCUUGGAGCACAAGAAAGGCUAUAAGCACAGUAGAACCUGGUUACAGCCGAUCUCGUGA